Aphanomyces astaci is the source of this 2102-nucleotide messenger RNA. RefSeq lists its product as hypothetical. The record is from RefSeq and is a predicted model, not a curated record. Gene Ontology annotation, molecular function: cysteine-type endopeptidase activity. The transcript has a single exon. Gene Ontology annotation, cellular component: lysosome. The coding region runs from base 65 to 2029 and encodes 654 amino acids. NCBI's taxonomy places the organism in Eukaryota, Oomycota, Saprolegniomycetes, Saprolegniales, Verrucalvaceae.
GUGCAAUGUAGGUAUUCAACGAUACUGGAUCAUAAUUCCAUUUGCCUCAUCAUCAACCACCACCAUGAAGGCCAGUUUUGUCGUUACGCUCGCCACCAGUGCGUCUGCUGCCCGACAAUCGUUUGAAUCGCUCAGCACGUCGGAACAAACUUCGUUGGAGCAACAACUGGACGAGUGGAAGGCGUUGUAUGGCCCUAUUGCCCAAGUCAACGGUUUCUUUCCCCGAACCAACACGGAAUCUGCCCGAGUCAAUGGCCAUUCUAUCGAUGAACUCGAGCGCUUCCACCACACCGUCCAAGAGGUUAAGCGCGCUACCGAAGCCAACCCGGACGCCGAGUUCAGUCCAUUCAACCAGUUUGCUCUCUUGACCGACGAAGAGUUCAAGGGCAUAUUGAUGAAGUCGUUUGCGGGACAAAAUUUUACCAACGCCGCACCCUUGCCCGAGUUGGCAAAUGAGCGCGCUUCUGAAGCGGACUGGUCGACAUCCAAGUGCAACUCCCCGAUUCCCAACCAAGGCCAGUGUGGGUCGUGCUGGGCCUUCGCCACAAUCGGGACGGUGGAGACUGCCCACUGCAUUGCCACUGGUGAACUCUUGGACUUAUCUGAGCAACAAUUGGUCAGCUGCUCCAAGAAUGGAGGCAACAAGGGCUGCAAUGGCGGGAGCCCUCCGGAUGCCAUUGGCUGGUUGCAACAAGGCGUAUGCACCGAGGAGUCUUACCCGUACACGUCCGGCAAAGGUGGUCAAACUGGUACUUGCCAAACCAGCUGCACCAAGAAGCAACUGAGCAUUGGCAAAGCCAAGUAUACGUCUGGCGAGGGUUCGCUCAUGACAGUUCUGGAAAGCCAGCCCGCCACCGUGGCCGUCGAAUCUGGCAACGCAGUGUGGCGCAACUACAAGAGUGGCAUCGUGUCGCAGUGUCCUGGGGCUCAAUCUGACCACGCUGUGAUUGCCGUCGGGUACGGUACUUCCACGACCGAUUACUUCAAGAUCAAGAACUCGUGGGGGACGCAAUGGGGCGAGAACGGGUACAUAUACUUGAAGCGAGGAAUGAGUGGCAAGGGAAUGUGCAACGUGGCCGAGGAAAUCUGGUACCCUGAAUUGGGCGGAUCGUCGCCGACUCCUUCGUCUAGCCAGCCGACCCCUUCGACUAGCCAACGGACUCCCAAACCGUUCCCAUCGGCUGUCCCAAAGCUCUCAACUAACACCCCUAUUACGUCGACGCCUUCGUCCAGCAAACCCACUUAUCCCACUCGCAGACCGUUCCCGUCUUCGUUCCCCCCCAAGCCCUCAAAGCACACCCCAAUGAUGUCAACUCCUAACCCUUCGAGGAACACCCCUAUUACCACCAAACGCCGAUGCACGAAGCGCCCUAAAACGACCAAGAAGCCCAAACCCACGGGACCUUCCCCUUCAUACACCCCUUCCCCCACGACUGAACCUUCUUCGACGUCAGCCUCAAACCCAAAGCCUACAACUCAAUCUUCCCCCACAUAUACCUCUCCCCCCACGACUCAACCUUCUUCAACCUCUGCCCCAACUCCGUCAACGCGAUUUGGCAACGGUGUGAAGGACCAACUGAUUGCCCAAACCAACAAAAUUCGCGCGGCCCACGGUAUCGGCCCGCUGACUUGGGACGAUGCGCUAGAACCCAAAAUGCAGGCUUGGGCCAAAAGUUGCCCUGGCUUUAAGCACGGGGGGCCCUCUGGCUGGCAAAACUUGGCCACCAACAUCGCGUGCGGGUCAAGUGGCAAUGACUGCAUGAAGGUGGUGGGGGCGUCGUGGUUGUGGUACGACGAAGAAGAAACGUUCUGGAACUACGACAACAACUCGUGCAACGGGGGCUGGGCCAAGUGCGGCCACUUCUCCAACAUGAUGAGCCCCGAAGUCAAGUCCAUGGCGUGCGGGUGGUCUGAAUGCGCCAACGGCAACUACGUAUGGUGCAACUACAACACCCCUGUGAAGAGCCCCAAGGUGGGCAAAAUUACCGGCAUGACCAAAACCGAGCUCAAGGCCAGCUUGACCGUCUAAGCGAUUUUCCUGCUGUAUAUUUGUAUGUAGUAGUAGCAGCUAACAGUAAACAAUGUUCUAUGUUACUUCACCC